Rhodotorula toruloides NP11 is the source of this 495-nucleotide messenger RNA. RefSeq lists its product as uncharacterized. The record is from RefSeq and is a predicted model, not a curated record. The transcript has 2 exons. The coding region runs from base 1 to 495 and encodes 164 amino acids. NCBI's taxonomy places the organism in Eukaryota, Fungi, Basidiomycota, Microbotryomycetes, Sporidiobolales, Sporidiobolaceae.
AUGGACAUGCAGCUCUCGUUCGACCCGCUCCUCGACCUCGAGCAACAGUUCUACCAGCGCGGGUUCGACGCUGGGCUCCCGCACGGCGAGCUGCACGGCCUCUUCGAGGGGAGGGAACUCGGCAGGGAAAAGGCCUGGGAGCUGUGCGAGGAGGUCGGCUACUACGAGGGCAUGGCGCGACUGUGGAAGGGCAUCCUCGCAGCGCAGGGCAAGGACUCGGGCAGGGCAUCUCAAUCCCUCGACCAAAUCCUCUCCCUCGUCUUCCAAUUCCCAACCUCAAACAACUCGUCCUCCCUCUCCUCCUCCUCGGCAUCCAACGCCGACAUUGACAUCCCCGCCCUCCUCUCGUCCCUUCGGUCAAAGUACCGCACUGCUUGUGCGACUCUGGGCGUGAGGCCGAGGUUGGUUGCUGCUGGAUCGUCGAGCGCGACAGGAGGAGCUGAGCAGGCGGGAGAGGCGGAGGUGGAUCUCAAGAAGGUCGGGCUGAGCCUUUGA